GCCCAUUUAUUGCUGCCAUCUGUUCACCAUUGUAUAGUGUAACAAAUGCUGUAAAUCUGGUGUGUCUCUCUCUCUCUCUCCUUCUCCCAUCUUGCCUGAAUCUUGAAAUUUUCCUUAAUCUCUCCAAAACCCAAAAACAUAAUCAUUUGAUUCCUAUGUUUUUUUCUAACAAAAUUUUCAAAUUACCCCAAUUUUAGAACUGUUUGAUUCAUUGAUCUGGUUCUUGAUUUGAUCACACCACUUGAUAGAUUGAUAAGGGAACAUAGCAUUUUGAUCAUUGUAAAGAAUUGGGUUUUGAGCUUAAUACUUGACGGCAAGAAGCAUGGGAGUGGGAGCUCAGCACAGGGACUGAAUCUGAACUCGAAGAAGUAACUACAGUGACUGGAGGGAAGUUUUAGUUCAUGGUGCUUUGCAAGUCCACUUUGAAUAUUUUUCCACCACUUCUCAUCUCCUGAUAGAACAUUUACCUCUGAGACUUCUUUCUUCUUUACUUUUGCUGUUUCCUUCUGUAGCCGACCCCUGCCUUUGAAGUUUUUUCCAAGGGCCUAUACCUGCUCAUUCUUUACUUUUCUUUAUUUCGGCACAAAUAAGUAGUUAUGAUGUUCUAGCUUCCCAUUUUAUGUGGUGAAGAAGAUGGCACACAAUUCCGAGGAAGAAAAAAAAGAGGACUACCUUUUCAAGAUUGUAUUGAUUGGUGAUUCUGCAGUUGGUAAAUCGAAUUUGCUUGCUAGAUUUGCUAGAGAUGAAUUCUAUCCAAACUCAAAAUCGACAAUUGGAGUAGAAUUUCAGACUCAAAAGAUAAACAUAAAUGGGAAGGAGGUUAAAGCGCAGAUAUGGGAUACGGCUGGUCAAGAACGAUUUAGAGCAGUUACUUCUGCAUAUUACAGAGGUGCAGUUGGAGCUCUUCUGGUUUAUGAUAUUAGUAGGCGCCUGACUUUCGAUAACAUUGAUCGAUGGCUUAACGAGCUUCAGACUCAUUCGGACAUGAAUGUGGUUAUAAUACUCGUUGGCAACAAGUCUGAUCUCAAAGACGCCAGGGAAGUUACAACAGCGGAAGGCAAAGCCUUGGCUGAGGCGAAAGGUCUAUUUUUCAUCGAAACUUCAGCUUUGGAUUCAUCGAAUGUAACGUCUGCUUUCCAGACAGUUGUUAGGGAGAUCUAUAAUAUUCUGAGCAGGAAAGUUAUUCAAUCUCAAGAGCUCCAGAAAAAGGACUCGGGGCGGCUAGCAAAUGGUAAGUCUGUGGUUUUGCAGGCUGAUGAUGGAAAUCAAGAAACAGUUGCAGAAACAAAGAAAGGUGGAUGUUGUUCGUCUUAAGUAAAACAAUCAAAUAUGAAGUCGGCUUACCCUUUAAUGUGAGACUUCUUGGCGUGAAUUCAUAUUUACUCGGGCCCCAAUGUUGAUACUGGACACCGAGUGGGAAACAAAAAGAAAAGUAAACAAUUCCUCUUUUAAGUCCAAGACAUGUUAAAUAUUACUUCUCCCAUGAUGUAAUUCAGUUUCUUGUUGGUUGAAGAAAGAAGUACAGCUUUCUCUUGGAUCUAUAGGAAAAACUAUUUCUUUAGCAAAUGUAAAUGAUCUCAAGGGGAGAAGUACAUUUUUUUUUUACUGUUUUUGGAGUUUCUAGUUUUGUAUAAUUCAAUUUCUGUGCUUUAACCUGC
Molecule: messenger RNA, 1658 nt
Organism: Solanum pennellii
Lineage: Eukaryota; Viridiplantae; Streptophyta; Magnoliopsida; Solanales; Solanaceae
Product: ras-related protein RABA5a-like
Exons: 4
Coding region: 634-1314 (226 amino acids)
Cellular component (GO): endosome
Molecular function (GO): GTPase activity; GTP binding
Source: RefSeq, a predicted model, not a curated record